GAAUGGAAGACCUUGGGCAUCUGGAAGUGAAUUGGAAGAGGUGCUUGAAGAAAUGGAUGAUAGGAGAAAACACUGGAAGGAGAAUAUGUUUACUCCUUUUUUUAGUGCUCAGGAUGUUCUAAAGGAGGCUUUACAGCCUGAAUCUUGUCCUGAACAAAUGACUUUAGAUAAGGCCACAAGAAAGAGAGGAAUGUAUAAUUUGUCUAGUAGAAAGUUUCAAGAAGGGAAUAAAUGUAAAAGGAAAGAAUUUAUUUCCCAACCAAAUGAAAAAGGACAAGAACCAAAUUUAAGAGAGAGUAAGAUGAACAUUUCUAAGAAUGAAGCAGACACAAACUCUGUCUCCUGUGAUUCAUCUAAUUUGGAUGUUGUAACUGAAGAAAGCUUUAAUAGCACAGAAGACCACUGCAUCUGGAACACAAAGGAAUUUCCAAUUCUGUGGCGACAAGACAAGAAGAAAUUUACUGAAGGAAAGUCUCCAAAUUUUAGCCUGAAUAUUUUGAAUGAAGAACUGGAAGAACUCAAUAUGAAAUGCAGAAAAAUAGAAGAGGAAUUUGAAAAUGCCGAAAAAGAACUUUUGAAUGCCAAAAAGGAAGUCUCCGCAAAACCCCUACAUUUUCAAGAAACAGAGAUGGAAACUUCGAAGAAAGAUUGGGAACUUCAAGCUUUAAGAAAUGAUCUAUCUGAAAAAGCAACAAAUGUCAAAAACUUAACUGAAGAGCUCCAGCAAGCCAAAGAAGUCAUCCACAAGUUGAGCUUAGAGAACAGAGAUUUAAAAGAAGUUGUGAGAAAGUUAAAGCAUCAAGAUGAGGUUGGAAAUGCACUCCUAAAAGAAGAAAUAAAAUUGUAUUAUGAGUUAGAAAUACAAAAGAUCAGUGGAGAGCUUGAUGUGAUCAAGAAUGAACUGAGAACUGAGAAGACACUGCAAGCAAGAAAUAACAGGGCCCUGGAGUUGCUUAGAAAACACUUUUCUUCUGUAACAUCAAGUACACUUGACAGCUUUACAAGGGAUUUUUUUUAA
This is a messenger RNA of Molossus molossus (Pallas's mastiff bat), 1018 nucleotides long. RefSeq names its product coiled-coil domain containing 160 (gene CCDC160). The coding region runs from base 53 to 1018 and encodes 321 amino acids. NCBI's taxonomy places the organism in Eukaryota, Metazoa, Chordata, Mammalia, Chiroptera, Molossidae. The record is from RefSeq and is a predicted model, not a curated record. The transcript is spliced from 2 exons.